This is a messenger RNA of Selaginella moellendorffii, 1035 nucleotides long. RefSeq lists its product as uncharacterized. NCBI's taxonomy places the organism in Eukaryota, Viridiplantae, Streptophyta, Lycopodiopsida, Selaginellales, Selaginellaceae. The transcript is spliced from 4 exons. The record is from RefSeq and is a predicted model, not a curated record. Gene Ontology annotation, molecular function: monooxygenase activity; oxidoreductase activity, acting on paired donors, with incorporation or reduction of molecular oxygen; heme binding. The coding region runs from base 53 to 625 and encodes 190 amino acids.
AAUGCAGUACUUUAUAAAAAUCUGGUAACGAUUUUUCUCUCCUGAAAGUUCGAUGUUUACCUUGGAAAGUUUUGCAGGUGCAUGGCCGAUGUGUGUUAUUUUUAUGUUCAUCGCUACUGGCUACUAUGUUAUCCUUAAAUCGAGACCAAGCUGCCGCCGACAAGUUUUGCCUCCACCAGGGAAUUCCGGCGAAACUUUUAUGCUCUUUACAACGCUUCCAGAUAAGUUUGUGGGAAACCACCGUAAAAAAUAUGACAUACUUUCAAGCUACCUUAUACGCCAUCCAACUGUAAUAGUUUCGACGAUUGAUGCAAACAAGUUCUUUUUGGAGCAAGAAGGCUCCAAGUUUUGCAAGGCGUCCAAGCUGAAGUCUAUGAGAAACACAUUGUGGCCGCACCAAGUGAACCAGGCAAACGAUGACUUGCAUCGGAGAUUUUACAAGCUAAUUCUCGCACACAUGGUACCGGAAGUUCUCAAACAGAAGGUUCAGAAGUUUGAUGAGAGUGCGCGCAGAUGGCCUGUCCGAAGGUGUGCGCACUGUGAUGAGGCCAGAGAUGGAAAAGUUCACAUUUCUUGGGAUCGCGAGCUUGGUUUGCGACGAGGGAGUUGGAUCCACAAAACUUAACAACACAGACAAUUUUGAAUGACAUCAGGGCAUUGACGAAAGGCAUCGUCAGUCUUCCAGUAAACGUACCAUUCUGUGUUUACAGGCUAUCUUACUUUAAAACGAUUAUUUGUCAAAGACAAAGAGAUUCAGAAACUCCGCAUGCUGAUUUGCUGCAAACUCUUCUAGACUCCAGAGAGGAUGGAGGGCCUCUGUCAACCGAUGAGGUUGUUGAUAAUUGUAUUGCGUGCCUGUCAUGAAGUUUCUGCAUGAGAAUCCAAGUGUAUUCGAAGAUCUCAAGGUAAGCUAUGUGACAAAGUACUGGCGAAUGUCGUUUAUACAUCCAUAAUUUCAUUCAUUUUUGAGUUUACUAAUGUAGACCACUUCUGAGAAAACUCAUCUAAUAUUUUAUGUCAGGUAAUUGAAAGGUA